Molecule: messenger RNA, 2886 nt
Organism: Aspergillus bombycis
Lineage: Eukaryota; Fungi; Ascomycota; Eurotiomycetes; Eurotiales; Aspergillaceae
Exons: 7
Coding region: 1-2886 (961 amino acids)
Biological process (GO): purine nucleobase catabolic process
Cellular component (GO): cytoplasm
Molecular function (GO): allantoinase activity
Source: RefSeq, a predicted model, not a curated record
AUGGCAGCCAAGAGUGGUCUUCUCGCCCCAGAGUCAAACCACCGUGAAUUUACCCAGCGAUCAAGACUACGCCGCUUGAGACGAUGGCGGCGAGCUCUGUGCACCCUCCUCCUGAUAGGAGCACUUGCGGCCCUGCUGCAAGCCGAAUCCAAGGUCAAUAUAGUUCCUUAUCCACGUUAUUCAACCGAAUCAGAUCUGUUCAAUGAAGGUAUAAACAGAUGUUAUGAAGCUCAGAGUCGGAGCCACAAUCGAGUCGCUUCGGAAACCAGGCUGAACAACCGGUGGAAUCCAACCUCCGGCCAGAAGGGCGAUAUUGUUAUACAGAACGCGACUCUCUUCGACGGAGAGUCUACCCGCCACGGGAGAUUCGAUAUUCAUUUUUCGUCUGGCGUGGUACGAUCAGUGUCUCCCACUCACUUGGACCAUCCCAUUCUACAGGGCGCUCGUAUUGUCAACGCGCACGGGAAGUUCAUUACCCCUGGGCUGGUGGACAUGCAUUCCCACCAUUUAUUGCUCCCAUUUCCGCAGCUUCCGGCUACAAGCGAUGUCAAUGAGCGACCGCUACUGGGUCCCAUCACUCCCUUUGUCCGUGCCAUCGAUGGCUUUAAACCAUACGAUCCUGCCAUUAAGAUCAUCGCUUCUGGGGGCGUCACUUCGUCGCUUGUUCUGCCUGGUUCGGCGAACAUUAUCGGAGGCGAAGCAUACAUGGUCAAGAACCUGCCAUUAUCUGGAGCGGCCGGCGAACCCGUAGUGGAGGAGUUGCUCUUGGAAUACGGUCUACCGGAAAGUAAUCGCCAGCGAUACCUGAAAAUGGCUUGUGGCGAGAACCCGAAGGGAGUGUACGGCAACACGAGGCUUGGUCUCACCUGGCUUCUGCGCAAACGCCUAGAGGAAGCACAGGAGUUGUACGACCGACAAACUACCUGGUGCAGAGCGGCACUUGAUAUUCAGGAGAGCAGCUUUGCUAAAGCACAUCACGUUAAAACCUUCAUCAGGAACCAUGGAACGCGACCGGAAUCUUUCGAACUUGAAACACUAGUCGCACUUAUCAGAGGCGAGCUCAAUGUGAACGUACAUUGCUACGAGCCCGAGGAUCUCGAGCGCAUGCUGUCUGUGCUCCACGAGUUCGGAGUUCAUCCACAGGCUUUCCAUCACGCAUUGGAGGCAUGGCAGGUACCAGAACUGUUGAAGCACCUGGAGGAAAACGUCACUAUCGCAACCUUUGCAGAGAAUGCUCUCUUCAAAGCCGAGGCAUAUGGUGCGAAUCUAAGAGGCCCGAAAAUACUAGACGACCAUGGAGUUAAGGUUGCCCUAAAAUCGGAUCAUACUGGAGAGGAGAAUUACGCAAAAUAUUUAAUGUACCAAGCCGCUGUUUCCCAUUCUUUUGGUCUUUCGGAAGAUAGAUCGUUGCAAGCAGUUACAUCCAUACCUGCUCGGUCGGUCCAGCAGGACCACAGAAUUGGAUAUGUUCGCCCUGGAUACGACGCAGACCUGGUUAUCUGGGAUGACCAUCCGCUGCAAGUCGGAGCGACUCCACUCGAGGUCUUCAUCGAUGGCCGUGCCGUUUUGGGCGACUAUGAUUCCCUAGAAGAGCUGAUCCACAGGCCCAGUUCUGUAGAGUCACCAGAUGCUCCGGCGACGAGGCCUUCGAUUCUAGACCACCAGAAAGAUGACAUUUGCUCGAGAGUCCAUAAGUCCCCCUCGAAAGUACUCUUUACAGGGGUCAAAACGGUCCUAGUUGAUACCCCAUUUCCCGUCGAAGAUACAAGCGAUGUCGUGUUACUUCUUGAAGACGGUAAAGCUGUAUGCCUCGAUAAGAGAUCCACCUGUCUGUCCACUAAACAAAAGGAACAAAACGUGACCGAACUCCGCCUGAACGAUGGCUAUAUUACCCCAGGUCUGGUGGCCUUUGGAAACAACCUCGGAAUCCAAGAUAUCCCAUCCGAUGAAUCUACUGGCGAUGGAUCGACAGGGAGAAGUGCAGAUGUCCUGAAUGAACAAAAGAGUCUCCAUUUUGCCAAGUACGGUGUGCAUCUCCAUAGCAGGGCAUUCACUAGAGCGAGGAUCGGCGGAAUUACAAAGGCAAUCACUGCACCUCGGUCUAACGGGGGCAUUAUCCAGGGGGUCAGCGUUGGUAUACGUACAAGUGAAACUGCCACAAUUCUUGAGGAUGGAAUCUGGAAGGAUGACGUUGCACUACAUCUCACAAUUGGACAGUCAGCUAAAGGUGAUAACACACCGACUGUCGCGUCUGGCGUUGAACGUGUGCGACAAAUACUAGAGGCAGGUCAGGAAGGUAGACAAGGAAGUGCCAGCAUAUAUGUCCAGGCUGCCAACGGCUCGAUCCCGGAUGAUAUCUCCCAGCUGAUUCUAAUCAAGCGCGACUUCCCUUCCGUUAAGCUCGUCCUCUAUGGGGCACACGGUGCAGUCUCGGUUGCUAAGCAUCUCGCCGAAGCAAACAUACCAGUCAUUCUAACCGGUAAUCGUGGUGCACCGAAUAACUGGGAAAAGAAAGAUGUGCUCACGGGGCCGCCACUAACCGAGAGCCCGGCGAAGAUCUUGACCGAUGCCGGAGUACUUCUAGGCUUAGCCGUAAGCAGCGACUCUAAAGUCCAUGGCCUAGCACAGGAGGCCCGGUGGGCGGGUAAGUUCGCAGGGCUGAGCGAUAAGGAAGCUAUUGCCCUCGUGUCGACCAAUAUUGAGGCUAUCUUGGGCACUAGAUCAGGGAAGGCGGCCAAUAGCGGUGAAAAUUCACAACGGUACACGGGUGACUUUGUUGUCUGGGAAGGGAAUCCUUUGAGAGGCGAGGGUUCAGUUGUUGUGUCUGUUCAGGACGGUGUGAGUGUUGUCGACUGCUGGCCAGACACUAGCAAUGCUGUACUGUGA